This is a messenger RNA of Haemonchus placei, 171 nucleotides long. Lineage: Eukaryota; Metazoa; Nematoda; Chromadorea; Rhabditida; Trichostrongylidae. The record is from the annotation of a GenBank genome assembly.
CUGACCUAUUGGGAUGCAUUCUGCCUGGCGUUGUUAGAAGAGCUCGAAAAUCGUGGUGGAACACCUCGAGAAGAACUGCGUGCCUGGCAAACACUUCUUCACAUUCUAAACGAAAGCAUGUUAGCCGGCUAUUUGGAUGCAAAAAGUAGUAGUAGAAAAGACGGCGAAUAA